This is a messenger RNA of Neohortaea acidophila, 693 nucleotides long. RefSeq lists its product as uncharacterized. Lineage: Eukaryota; Fungi; Ascomycota; Dothideomycetes; Mycosphaerellales; Teratosphaeriaceae. The coding region runs from base 1 to 693 and encodes 230 amino acids. The transcript has a single exon. The record is from RefSeq and is a predicted model, not a curated record.
AUGGCUUCUGAGGAGGAUGAACGUCUACAAGCGGAGAUAUCUCUGCUGGAAGCGAUGUACCCCGACCAAAUCGAAUGGGAUGAGAGGAGCCGAGAGUUGAAGUAUCACUCCAACCAAAGAUCGCUGCAGCUGCGACUGCCCAAUGCCUAUCUCACGGAUGCAUUGCCGGAGAUUCUGGCCGCAAACAUUGACAGAGCGGACGUCCGAGAUCAGCUCAAACAGCACAUAGCUUCAUGUAGCUGCGGAGAAGAGAUUCUCGAUUCUAUCAUCUAUGCGUUUGGCGGCAUCUCCGAAACUGCCAUGCCGCCUCAAUCUUCUGCGAAUGAUUCUGGUGCUGCUCCGACAGCUGAAGAUGCAGGCGAAGCAACCAUCAUCGUCUGGCUCCAUCACCUCCUGAACACCAACAAGCGCAAGCAAGCGCUGUCGCCAGCAUCACCGAACGUGAAUGGGCUCACAAAACCCGGAUAUCCUGGCGUGCUUGUCUAUUCCGGCCCGAAGGGUGCUGUCCACGAGCAUGUGGAUGACCUCAAGCACCAGAACUGGCAAGCCUUUCAAGUGCGGCUUGAGAGUGAUGACGAAUGGACCUUCGCCCACGGCGCUGGAGUGAAAGAGGUCGAGGCGAUGAAGGAUGUCGUGGCGGCCAUCGGCGAGUCGCGCAAAGAGGAGUUUCUGGCCGCCAUGCGAAUGAAGUAG